Messenger RNA from Corticium candelabrum, 1939 nucleotides. Its product is annotated as deoxynucleoside triphosphate triphosphohydrolase SAMHD1-like. Gene Ontology annotation, cellular component: nucleus. Gene Ontology annotation, molecular function: protein binding; dGTPase activity. The record is from RefSeq and is a predicted model, not a curated record. Gene Ontology annotation, biological process: dGTP catabolic process. The transcript is spliced from 18 exons. NCBI's taxonomy places the organism in Eukaryota, Metazoa, Porifera, Homoscleromorpha, Homosclerophorida, Plakinidae. Bases 27 to 1724 code for a protein of 565 amino acids.
UUCCCGGAGGUCCUGAUGUGUGCAACAUGGCGGUAAACAGUCGCAAAAGAGCACGAUACUCAGAAGUUCACAGUCCAGAGUUGACGCUGUCUCAGGGAAGCGUUGACGACGAGACACUUGAUUGUUCAGAGUGGAGCUGCGAUGGCGUAGUUUCGUUCUUGCAAAAGCACGGUCAUGCCGAUGUAGCUGAAAAAUUCAGAGACGAAGAGAUUGAUGGUGAAUUAUUGCCUGAUGUGCAAUUGCCUACCUUGCAUAACAUGGGAAUUCGUUCUGGUAAGAGCUUGAAAAUUUUGCAACUACUAAGAAGAUUUAGGAGAGAUGCACCACUCGAACACAGCUACAAGAUUUUCAAUGAUCCGAUUCACGGUCAUAUAGAGUUGGAUCCUCUAUGUGUUCAGAUUAUUGACACCCCUCAGUUUCAAAGACUUCGCUACAUAAAGCAAUUAGGUGGUUGCUAUUUUGUGUUUCCUGGUGCUUCUCAUAAUAGAUUUGAGCACUCACUUGGUGUAUGUUUUCUUGCUGGCCGGCUGGUAGGGACUUUGCACAAGCGGCAACCGGAGUUGGGUAUUACUGAGCAGGACAUACUCUGUGUCAAAAUUGCAGGACUUUGUCACGACCUUGGUCAUGGUCCAUUUUCACAUAUGUUUGAUUCAAUGUUCAUACCAAGGAUACGUCCUGACAGAAAUUGGAGGCAUGAAGAUGCCUCUGUUCAGAUGUUUGAGCAUUUGAUUGAGUGCAAUCACGUGGACUUUAAGAAGUAUGGAUUGAAUGAUUUAGAUCUUGAAUUCAUCAAAGAGCAGAUUGCUGGUCCACGCCCGACGACUAAUCCAGACGAUUGGCCAUAUAAGGGCAGAGAUAAAAGCAAGGCAUUCCUUUAUGAGAUUGUUGCUAACAAGCGAAAUGGCAUUGAUGUGGACAAGUGGGUGGUUGUGUUGUGUACAUUUGCUGGUACAUACAACUGUUGGUUUAGGAUUACUGAAGCUCUGAUAAAGGCAAACGACUACCUGUUCGUGCCCGGAAAGGAUGGUCAAAAGGUGAAGAUGUCCGACGCAAUAGAAGACAUGGAAGCAUACACAAAACUUACUGACUACGUAUUUCAUCAGAUACUUUUAUCUGAUAAUGAAAAUCUUCAAGAAGCAAAGGAAAUUCUGCAAAAAAUCGAGAGAAGAGAACUAUACAGAUGUGUGGCAGAGUGUCAAGUUUAUGAUAGGACAUUUUCCGAAAAAGACCGAGUAAGGGUUGCUGAACAGAUAGUAAAUACUGCUGUGCCAGUGGAUGAUGACAAUCAGGAGGUUGAGCUUGUUCCUGAUGACGUUGUUGUUGAUUUUGUCAAAUUUGAUUACGGGAUGGGCAAGAAAGACCCAAUCGAAAGUGUGAGGUUUUACAUGAAAAAUCAUCCUGAUAGAGCAGUCAACGUCAGGAAGGAGCAGGUCAGUCAAAUGCUACCAAGGGAAUUUGCCGAACUUCACAUUCGGGUCUACUCCCGCAAGCGUGAUAAAAGCAGCUGUGACGCUGUCUUUAGUCGCUUUGAGAAGUGGUGUAAGGAUAGAGGAUGCAGUGUGCCAAAGGGCGGAGAUAUUGAUCCAGAACUGACUCCCUACAAAACUCCCGUGAAGUUAAGAAGUGAAAGUCACUCAUCAUUGUUAUCUGCAGCAACAGCAGGAACAUCAAUACAACACGCUAAGAAGUCUUUGUUCAGUAGUACGGAAAAUAGGGGAAAGUAGUGACAGACUUGUUGUUAUAAAGUAUUUGAUAAUACCAAAUUAAUUAGUCUUGUGGUUGUCAUUGGCUCUCUCCUACGGUUUCAAAUUGCCCACUAUAGAAGGUUAUUGACAGGACAAAUAGUGUAUGCCAGCAUGGUGUCUAAGUCACAGUAUUGCGCUAGUUUAGCUAAUCUUUGCGCCUGUUUCUUUAUUGGCAAUAGUAUUCAUGACUUCUA